AACGACAUGAGGAUUUCCUCCCGUACUAAUGGUGGCGCUGUUGUGCUCAGACCGCAUGGGCAUCACGACCAGAAUAAAAGAAGCCCACGUCUCCCCCAGGUCAAGUAUUGAAGAUGUGACCAGAUUUGACCUGCAGAGAUGGUUUGUAGUGUCUGAAUGCUCAUUCUGUUCACUCGAAAGACUGCAUGUGAUAUCAGCUUUACGCACAGUACUUGCAUGCAAUGCAAACAACAGCCCCGCCCACAGACCUGUAGAUUGUGCAAACAUGUUGCGAUUAGUCUCGACAUCGCUGUGUCUCUACUGCCAGCGGGCUCAAGUGACUCCUUUGCUUCUCACGAGGCCCUGCUCCUCGAUCGUUCAAGAAGAGAACCCGCUUGCCAUAAACGCCCUGUACGACUUGUCUGUAGACAUCAGUAAAGUCCGGAAGCUGAAGGGUUGGGUGUUGCGCCAGAGUCCCGUGUACGUGAACGAGACCGCCACUCUGCUGAGGGACAUGGGGGCUAGUGGGCCUGUUAUCGCCCGCAUUUUGGAACUCCAUCCUGAGGCCAUCCUCUGCAAACCUGAUCAAAUGGAGGCUCAGAAAAAGCUGUGGAUGUCAGUGUGCACCAGCCAGAAGGAUCUAGUAGGAAUCAUUGAAAAAUUCCCCACCUCGUUUUUCUCCUCGUCCUCCGAUCACGACAACCAGAAAGCUAACAUUGCAUAUUUCCAGACGUUACAUCUCAACAAACGCAUCAUUAGCAAGCUCAUGGCCAGCGCCCCUCAGAGCUUCAGCCGACCCAUGAAGCAAAACAAGGAGAUGAUCCAGACCCUGCAGAAGACCUAUUUGGACUUGGGUGGGAAGGAGGACAACAUGAAGACCUGGUUGCAGAAGCUGCUUACUCAGAAUCCCUACGUGCUUCUAAAGCUUCCAGAGGUACUGCACGAUAACUUGGCGUUCCUACGCAACGUGGGCUUUACUGGCGAUGAGCUCUUGCGGCUGCUUUCCAAACUGAAGGGAUAUGUUACUGAGCUGAACCCUGAAAGUAUGAGACUCACCCUCAACUACUCCCAGGAGACUUUGGGAUGCACAGAAGCAGAGCUCAGGCAGAUCGUACUUCAGUGUCCAGCCUUGUUAUACUAUUCUGUGCCUAUACUAGCUGAUCGCUUCAAAGGCCUCCUCACUGCUGGAGUAAGUAUGGAGCAGAUCAUGGAGACUCCCACAGUGUUAGAACUGACAACGCAGAUCAUUCAAUAUCGCAUUCAGAAACUGCGCUCUUUUGGUUAUGAUGUACGUUCAGGUAGCCUGGAAGUCCUCGACGGCACCAAGAAGGACUUUGAGGUGAGCUAUGGGAAGUUGCAUCUUAGGCGAGAGAGGCCACUUUUUAAUCCAGUAGCUCCAAUUCAAACAGAAGAUUAAGCAUGGAAGCCUGUUUCC
Messenger RNA from Sinocyclocheilus rhinocerous, 1414 nucleotides. RefSeq names its product mitochondrial transcription termination factor 2 (gene mterf2). Lineage: Eukaryota; Metazoa; Chordata; Actinopteri; Cypriniformes; Cyprinidae. Gene Ontology annotation, molecular function: double-stranded DNA binding. The transcript has 4 exons. Gene Ontology annotation, biological process: regulation of DNA-templated transcription; termination of mitochondrial transcription. Gene Ontology annotation, cellular component: mitochondrial matrix. The record is from RefSeq and is a predicted model, not a curated record. The coding region runs from base 29 to 1396 and encodes 455 amino acids.